This is a messenger RNA of Coregonus clupeaformis (lake whitefish), 2996 nucleotides long. It is a transcript of the gene basp1, whose product is annotated as brain abundant, membrane attached signal protein 1. The record is from RefSeq and is a predicted model, not a curated record. The coding region runs from base 519 to 1205 and encodes 228 amino acids. The transcript has 2 exons. Lineage: Eukaryota; Metazoa; Chordata; Actinopteri; Salmoniformes; Salmonidae.
AGUUUUGCGAGCGGUGUGGUUUGUCGUGCUCAUGCCUAUGAGCAGCGGCUGAUGGCACAGCAGUCUAGGCUCCAAAAUAUGAAAUUAGCUGAAGUCUAGAGCAGGUGCUGUGCAUGUUUGACCAAUGAGCAGAGUUAAUCUUGUCAACCAAUGUUUUAAUGACAACAUUCGAGCUGAUAACAACCGGGACCGCUGGUCUCUACACAUGGUAGGAGGAUUUUCUCGCGGUUCAAUUGCUGUUUACCGUGUGUACCGUGUUACUGUGUGUAAGCCCCUUUAGGUAGUUGGAGAUCAGCCCUCCACGUCUCAGCAGCGUCGCGCGCCCAAAUGAGCGCCAGAAUGGAGUGAACCGUGUGUGUGCGUGAGUGUACGUGCGCGUGGCGCCAGAGAAAUGCAGAGUGAGCCACGCAGAACACUACCAUAAUAGGCACAAGCUACCACGCGCACAGGCGAAGCCGCUUGAUAAAAUACACUUACUUCAAGGAGGGCUUUGUAACUUCACUGCCAACGAGGCUAAAAUGGGAGGCAAGCUCAGCAAAAAGAAGAAGGGAUACAAUGUAAACGAUGAGAAGGCCAAAGACAAGGAUGCCAAACCAGAGGGCGCGUCAGCCGAGGAGAGCGAAGCCCAGAGCGACAAAAAGGAUGAGGCCCCUGCUCCCGCCGAGACCACCGAGGUAGCCAACGACGCAAAGGACGCGCCCGCAGCCGAUGCCACGACGACCAAGGAGGAAGAAAAGGGUGCCUCCCCUCCCGCCAAGGAGCCGGAAAAACCUGCAGCGGAGCCCAAAGCGGAGGUGUCUAAGGCUGCGGAAGUCGCCGACCCUGCCCCCAAAGCCAAGGAGAAACCAGCCGACCCUGCGAAAGAGCCAGCCCCCGCCGCUAAGGAAGCCGCCCAAGCUCCAGAGGUCAAGGCCCAGGCACCUGCACCACCCGCAGCCCAGGCUGAAAACAAAGACGAGGCCGACGCUAAAAAGACUGAGGACCCCGCAACACCAGCAGCUAAAGCCGAGGUGGCCCCUGUUGCCGCUGUCCCCCAAGCCAAGCCCACAGAAGCAGCAGUGGCAGCCCCGGCCAAGGAGGCCCCAGCCCCUAGUUCAUCAGCAGCACCGCCGGCUUCCGCUGAGCCCGCCGCACUGGUCAAGGAGGCCAAUGCAACAGAGGCACCAGUUCCAAGCAAGGAUCAAACCGUAGCAGUUCAAGAUUAAUGGACGCUUCUUUUAAGAAAAUAAAUUACGUUAAACAACAAAAAUGAAGUAAAAGAGAGAAAAAAUGAAAUUAAAUAGCCCACCCAUAUUAAUAUUAUAAUAAUUAUAAUAAUAAUAAUGAUUUGUUGGAGGAGGAGGAUUGUGACAACAACCUUGAGAAGGAUGAUGCUGCUGCUGCCGAUUAUUAUUGUUAUGGUUAUUCUAUUUUUUCUGCUGUAGUAUUUGAACUUUGAUACAAGUCUGUGUCAACCAUAUGCCCCUCCAUUUCACACCAUCCUUCCUCCAUCCAUUUCUGGGAUUCAGCAUUCUCCGCCUUCAUCUCGCUCACAGUCCUCUCAGAGACCUCUGUGGUCUGGGACCAUACACGUACAUUCCCCUGGACAGUGUGCUGCGGAUGUCUUAAAACGAAGUGGAAAAAAAGGGGUUUACCAGCUGGACAUGCACUCUGUCUGUCCCAUCCUCGACUCACCCCCUCCCCCAUUCCCCAAACUCGCUCCUCUCCAGAGUGCCGUGUUCUCUGCUACCGUACCUGUCACCUCUGUUUUGGCGCCAAGUGAGUUCCCUUUGCUGUCCUCAUAGUCUGCAGCUUAUUUGGUAUUUUUGGGUUGUUCGCGCUAUAUGUGGUCACUCAGUUUCUUGCCGCCUGUUUCCCGACAGGUUCAUGCCACCUCGCUCAGACUCUGAGUUGAGAGGAGGUACUUUGAAAUUCUGAGACUUUCCCAGAGGUACAAUAUCUGUCUACGCAUUCUUAGGCAUAUGAAGAUGUCCUAAGAAGUUUUUUUUACAACACUCUUAUACCUUCUUAGUUUUUCUAAGAAAAACAGUAGUUGUAGAUGAUCUGGAUGGUUUUUGAAGCAUUUCUUAAAUGUUCCUAGAAAUCCUGAAAAGCUUUGUAGAUUGUUCUCAGACGUUCCAGCUCUGAAUUCGUAGACAUCGGGAAUUCUCAGUUCUUCUGGGCCAUUCUGACUGCAGCAUAGUCUGUUUCUCUUCCUUACAGUGGGGGGGUGGUUGUUAUCUUAUUUCAGUUGAAAAGUAAGACAUAUCUACUGUGUUUUAAUCAAUUUAGCUCAAUGGCUCUCAGCCUAUAGCACAAAGGUGCAAUACAUUUACACUCAAAAAAGGGAUAGUGCCCAGCUGACAACAGUAGUAGUGUUGUCUGGGGAUGGGGGUUCUAAAUGAAUGGUACUGCAUGAGGCAUCUGCAGCCUACUCAAGCUGCCAUGGUCCUUGUAACCAUGGCUACCAUGUGACAUGUUCGAGUAGUAAGAUGGAAGAAACUCGCACAAGGAAGGGAGCCUCUAAUCUUGUCAUCUCCACCUACCAUGCAUUUUCCUCUACUUUCUGCUCAUAUAUGUUACAUAUAUGAAAAUAUAUGUAGGUAUAUAUGUAGAUUUAUUCACCCCAUUCAUUCAUUGUCAUUCGUUCAUUGAGUACCUUUCGGUCAGUUUCUCCCAGUUGACACACAACAUUUAUUUUUGCCCAACAAUGUAGAAACGUUGCGAGGAAUGUUGUGUGUCACUUGGGGGAUUGUCUCUUCCUCUCUUGACAAAGUAAUUGCAUGUCCGUGGUUGGGUAAACCUGUGUAGUCCUGUCUUUCGGUGAAGUGGAAAAUAGCUUUUUUCAAGUCUGCAUUCAUGGCAAUUACAGUUGAUAUUUCAUUCCAUGUCUUACCGCUAUCUCCACACCACCUCUCAUUCAAACAAAAUAAAAUAAAAAUGUAAGCAUUCAAAUUAUAUGUACUUGUAUAAAUGGUGCAACAGUAAUAAAAUUUAAGAAAUUGAUUGAAACUUCA